This is a messenger RNA of Sphaeramia orbicularis (orbiculate cardinalfish), 2510 nucleotides long. RefSeq names its product cytochrome P450, family 2, subfamily R, polypeptide 1 (gene cyp2r1). Gene Ontology annotation, cellular component: intracellular membrane-bounded organelle; cytoplasm. The transcript is spliced from 5 exons. The record is from RefSeq and is a predicted model, not a curated record. Gene Ontology annotation, molecular function: oxidoreductase activity, acting on paired donors, with incorporation or reduction of molecular oxygen, reduced flavin or flavoprotein as one donor, and incorporation of one atom of oxygen; iron ion binding; heme binding. NCBI's taxonomy places the organism in Eukaryota, Metazoa, Chordata, Actinopteri, Kurtiformes, Apogonidae. Gene Ontology annotation, biological process: xenobiotic metabolic process. The coding region runs from base 216 to 1754 and encodes 512 amino acids.
UCCCCUCCUUCUCCAAAAACCCUUACCCAGAACCCCAGCACCAUAAAUGAUCCAAUUAUUGAUCUGGGGGUAGACCAAAGUUCAGCAGCUGACUCUGACCAAUCUUGGUUUAAGAGGCGGGGGAUAUAGAAAGGCAAGACGAUCCAUGUGUGCUUCAGUUCUGAGGAGAAGUCGGAGUCCGCAGUGGAACUUGUGCAACAGGGAACAAUCUGAACAUGGGUUCCAUUAAACCUGCGUCCCUGGGGCCGCCGUCCGGGGCCCAGGCUCUGCUCGCUGGGGUCUCCCUGACCGUGGCCCUGCUCGUCAUCCUGUUGGUCCGCCAGCUCAGCAAACAGAGAAGACCCCCGGGCUUCCCUCCUGGUCCAUCUCCCAUUCCUGUGAUAGGGAACAUUAUGUCUCUGGCAACCGAACCGCACGUUUUCCUCAAGAAGCAGAGCGAGAUUCACGGAAAGAUCUUCAGCAUUGAUCUUGGAGGUAUUAUGACUGUGGUGUUAAAUGGAUAUGAUUGCAUCAGGGAAUGCCUCUACCAUCAAGGUGAAGUGUUUACUGAUCGCCCGUCCCUGCCAUUGUUCCAGAAAAUGACCAAAAUGGGUGGACUUCUCAAUUGCAAAUACAGCAAAGCCUGGGUGGAUCACCGUAAACUGGCCUGCAACUCUUUCCGUUACUUCAGCAGCAGCCAGAGAAUGUUUGAGAAAAAGAUCUCAGAGGAGUGCAUGUUCUUCGUUGACGCCAUUGAUGAGCACAAAGGAAAACCCUUCAACCCCAAACACCUGGUGACCAAUGCAGUUUCCAACAUCACCAACCUCAUCAUCUUUGGUCAGCGUUUUACCUACGACGACCGCAACUUCCAGCACAUGAUAGAGUUAUUUAGUGAGAAUGUGGAGCUGGCAGUGAGUGGCUGGGCCUUACUCUACAACGCUUUCCCCUGGAUUGAAUAUGUGCCCUUUGGAAAACACCAGAAGCUGUUCCAUAAUGCAGCUGAGGUUUAUGACUUCUUACAGCAGGCCAUAAAGACCUUUUCACAUGGCAGGGUGCCACAUAUCCCACGGCAUUAUGUUGAUGUAUAUUUGGACGAGAUGGAGCUAAAGACAAAAGACCCCCGUUCAUGUUAUUCCCAUGAGAACCUCAUCUAUUCAGUGGGUGAACUCAUCAUUGCAGGGACAGAGACCACAACGAACACCCUGCGUUGGGCCAUGCUCUACAUGGCCCUCUACCCAAAUAUACAAGAACGAGUCCAUCAGGAAAUCGACAGAGUGAUUACCAACGGGAGGGCACCCACUUUACAGGACAAACAUAAGAUGCCUUACGUCGAGGCUGUUCUGCACGAGGUUCUACGUUUCUGCAACAUCGUCCCUCUUGGUAUCUUCCGUGCCACUUCUCAGGAUGCAAAAGUCAACGGAUACACGAUUCCGAAAGGCACCAUGGUGAUCACAAACCUCUACUCUGUGCACUUCGAUGAGAAGUACUGGAAUGAUCCCAGCGUUUUUUCACCACAGAGAUUUCUCGACAGUAAUGGGAACUUUGUGAGGCGUGAAGCCUUCCUGCCAUUUUCACUGGGAAGGCGUCAGUGCCUGGGUGAGCAGCUGGCCAGGAUGGAGAUGUUCCUCUUUUUUACCACGUUGCUCCAAAGGUUUCAUCUCCAGUUUCCUCCAGGAACAGUUCCCACUGUCACUCCCAAACUAGGCAUGACCUUACAACCCAAACCAUACUCCAUCUGUGCUGUCCGCAGGCAACAAAAAGCCCCCACUCCAUAACAUAAGUAAGGAUAUGGACAUUUGCUACAACUUAAUAACUAUUUAAAUCAGUACUUGAUGCACAGCAAUGCAACCACCCAAUACUGGUGGAAACUGUAUCAGACCAGAUUGUAGUGUCAACCGUUCCAGUUCAUUCCAGUUAGUUUUUUUUUCGGUGGAACCUGUGAUGAAGAUGGUGCUUUACAUUCGGACACGUGAAGUUAUUGCACUUGGUCGUGAAUUCUUUUACUGAGCCAUAUGCAAAUUUGCACAACACGUUAAAGAAAGGGGAGGCAACAAGAUUGAUGCUGAAAGAGCUUCCCAGAAACACUGUUUACCACUGAUUUACUGUAAUUCUCUGAAGCUCAGAAUUUCUCCGAGCCCAGAAAAUGAAAUGUCUAUGAACCCUGGUGUGGUAGCACUGGGCUACAUGUCAAUGAUUGAUAGUAAGUACACCUAUGAUGGUUCAUAGGCCUGUCUUCUCAGGACAGCCUCAGGUUAGACAAAUGACACUGCUGAUUUGUACGUGUGGGGUGAAAUCAGACUACCAGACUUUCCAAGAAAGUUGUGUACACUGUGUGUUGGAGCUUAACAUGUGCCAAGUUUUACAUCAUGUGGGCUGACUCUGACCCCCUCUUCAGGGAUAACCUUCUGGCAAAAAUCUUUCGCAGAAGGCGGCAGCAGCCCCAACUGAUUUCUAGAAACUGAUUUCUAUUUAACGGUGCUUAUCAGUACUAACAAAGUACUACAUUAAUGUGAAAUGUUAACAUAUGCUUA